Molecule: messenger RNA, 771 nt
Organism: Laccaria bicolor S238N-H82
Lineage: Eukaryota; Fungi; Basidiomycota; Agaricomycetes; Agaricales; Hydnangiaceae
Exons: 1
Coding region: 1-771 (256 amino acids)
Source: RefSeq, a predicted model, not a curated record
AUGCCGCCAGUGCUAGCAUCCACAUCCCCAUCAAAACCAGCAGCAGCAUCAUUGCCACCACUGCCAGUAUCCAAAGAGAGCCUCACAAAGCUCAUCGCUCUUGCCAUGUCAUCGCCGGACUCACCAUUAGGCCUCAUUUGGGUGCACACCUUUCAGGAAGGGUCAAGGGAUGGAUGCCAAAGGGGGACAGAGCUUUUCAAGGACAAGGAUGUGAAGCAGGCAUUUUGUGAUGGUGCAGAUGAAGGACAGAUAAUGGGAAUACUGAAUGAGAGGAAGGAAUGGGAGGCAGCAGGCCACGGCUCCUGGUGUUUCAACACGAAAACAGACUGCUUCUCUUGUGAAGUGGGAAUCCCUGAUGGGCAUACCUGCACCACCAAGCUUGACACGAUGGUUCAAGUGGAUUUCAUCAAGGCUCAACCACCUUCUGCUGAAACUGCCAUCCAGGCUUCUCCCUCACACCACACUUCCUCAUCCCACACCACUCCACCUCUUCUUGUCAAUGCCGAAGCUCAAGCCCAGCUUAUGGAUUUGCCCCCUGCUGCUACCACUGCUCCUACCUUGGACCCCCCAACCUUUCAUUGGUCUGACAAUGCUGCCUCCAUACCUAUUGUUCUAAUAUUCUCAAAAAAUCAACCUUACCGUGACCUUUCAGCUCUUCGCACCACCAACCCCAACCCCUUCAGCUCUUUAGCACAUCGGAACUGCUGUUCUCAAUUGCCUUUGGAAAAUCAUGAAGUUUCUUGGCCCCGACCACCAUUUUGGCCACGUUGA